AUGACAUUCUCCCCAGGCAUCGAACGACAAGAGCCCCAGCAACGGGACCAGGGUCGAAUUCUACGACGACACCGUUGGUUUACGGCCAGCGCGAUUGGUAUGGCCAUCCUGUACGUGGUAGGUAACUUCGAAGCUCGCAGGAUGCGUGUAUUACUUGACGAAGCAGAAAAUCCAGGAAUCGCAGCAAAAACAAAUCAGAAGAGCGACAGGGCAAUUGUCAAUCCAGAGACAGAAAUGGAACAAUGCCAGCAUUUGCCCUGGAGCACUUCUGCCUUUGUCCGGGCCGUCCAUGAUGAUCCCGAGAACGUAUCAUUGAAGACGUGGACUGGUCCAAAUUCUUCUGCCAUUCCUCGCUUGGACAGCACCUUGCUAUCUCAAGCCUUUGGUGGAAAGCGGGUGGCUCUAAUCGGAGAUUCCACGUUGUUCCAAACGCUGCAACGAUUGCAUCAAAUCAUCAUGCUGACAAAGCCAUCCACUGAAGGCAAUAAUAACACGGCAGCAAACCAGGCGGAAGACGACUUUCUGGCAAAACUAUCCAACACAAAGACGCUCACCAAGACCGUUCGGGCUCUGGACGCGGAAGCUGGUAGACGAAGCAAAGGUAGCACUCGGUUGGUAGGCAUGGAUGCUCUGGUCGAAGAUGUAUGGUAUGAUCACAUCAUGAAUGCACACAUCUUUUGGACGGGAUUCCGUGGCUAUAACAUGAAGGAUAAUUGCCACGGAUGGAAGACUCAAGUAUGGCCCAAACUGCAUGUCGAGCGUCCGGACGUGAUCGUCGCCAAUUGGGGUCUUCACAUGUUACAUCACGGCAUUGCUCCCAAACGACCUUGCAACGUCCAUCAAUUUAUUCACUACGAAGAGGAUUGGCUGGAGACUGUGUUGCAAGUAGCUCGGGAAGUGGGGACCAAGUUGCUCCUGUUCAAGACUACAAACUAUAUUUGUGAAGAACGAUAUCCUAAACAACUGCAACAUGGCCUCGCAGAUUUGGCGGAGAAUACGAGCACUGUCGUGGCCAAGUGUAUCACCAAGAUCCAAAAAUCCAAUCGCCGUGAUGGUGAACACUACAAUCUGACGGAUGACGACAUGCAUCGUUACUGUAUUGAAGGGGCCGGGACAGAUCACAAUGUGCAACUGCUCAACGAUCGUCUGAGGAAGUUUGUGGAACGAGCUCAAACGAGAGUUCCACCAGGGCUGACCAUUGCUGUUUGCAACGAUCAUGACAUGGAAAGCUGUCCUUAUACGCGGGUGGACGAUGGGUCACACUAUCCAAAGCUACAGCUGCCACGAAUACGAAUGCUAGCUCACAUGGUCCACUGUCUAUGGGCAGACAAAAAAGAUACCGUGAGAGCCAACCAAAGAACCAACUGA
Seminavis robusta is the source of this 1368-nucleotide messenger RNA. The record is from the annotation of a GenBank genome assembly. Lineage: Eukaryota; Bacillariophyta; Bacillariophyceae; Naviculales; Naviculaceae.